GAUGGUUCGAAUAAUACCAACAGUAAGUGAAAUAGUAACAACAAAUAUUACUAUGGAAAAUUUUACUAAAACAGAUGAAAUUUUAUCAACUACAAUAAAAGAUAACAAAAAACAAACGAUAAAAUCAAUAAUUUAUCACAAAUUUGGCUAUUUUUUAACGAUGCGAAUGAUGAUUGCAAUAUUAAUGUCAUCAUGUUUGAUGGCAUUAUCGGUGACAACAACAAAUCUUGCUGGUUCACUUGUUUGUAUGGUUGCAAAAGAUGAUGAAAAUUCGGCUAAUUUACAAAUUACACGGUAA
Molecule: messenger RNA, 298 nt
Organism: Loa loa (African eye worm)
Lineage: Eukaryota; Metazoa; Nematoda; Chromadorea; Rhabditida; Onchocercidae
Exons: 1
Source: RefSeq, a predicted model, not a curated record